ACGAGUUACGAAGUUACUACAAGCGGCAAACGGAGGCGACGCCAAACAAUGUGGGAAACGGAAUGGCAUUGCCACAGUCGCGACUGCCAUAGCAAAUUUGACACGGAGCCGCCGGAAAAAUCCCAACAAAUACAGAAGAACCACAAGAAUCUGUUGGCUGAUGCGCCCAUAGAAAUUCCUUUCGCAGCUUAAAACCUCCAUUAUUUUGCAAUACCACUCUCUCUCUCUACAACUCAAUUCACAGAAAUUGCAACAAACAGUGCCAACCAUGGUGACGCUAGUGGUGGCAACGACAAUCGAUCCAGCAUCCAUCAAUCCUGCAAACGAGCUCCUCGCCAUGCCCGGAUGGCUCCCCGGCCCUCCUCUCCAGGAAAUGAAAAGCUUCGCCAAUCGAGAUGUGAGGCUGCUGCAACACGACAGGAGUAUUGUUGUUGAGGAUGACCUCGACAAUCGUUGGGAGGAGCUCACCGGCGAGGUCGUGGACGAGGUCAUUUUCUUCAGCCGGCAUACUGCUGUUUCGAAUCGUCCUGCACUCACUGUUCAUCCGAUUGGGGUUCCUCAUUUGCGAGAUGGGGAAGUUCCGCCGCAAGGAGGGAAGCCUGGAUGGGCGGCGCCGCCGAGCCCUCGUAUAGGUCCUUGGCUGAGGCUAUUGAAGGGCAUUGCACAAUCCCAUAACUUAGUGCCAGAGUUCGAGAUUACGUUGGAGGGUACUCAUCAUGGACCUGUGACAAAUAAACCAACCCUGUUUCUGGAAAUUGGCAGUACAGACGAGUAUUGGAGGAGGCAAGAUGCUGCCCGUGUUGUUGCUCUACUUGUCUGGGAAGGACUUGCUAUCGGAGGAGGAAACGAUGUAGGAAACUGGAACAGCAGGGAACAUGGCAAGAACAAUAAAGUCCUUCUGGGCAUCGGGGGUGGACAUUAUGCACCUCGCCACAUGGACAUAGUUCUAAAAGAUGGAGUUUGGGUAAGCCACUUGCUCUCUGGAUAUUCAUUGCCAAUGGAAGAUCUGAACCAGUCGAAUGGCGAAACAAACAACAAAGGUAUCGGCGGUAGCUGGAAAGAAGCGAUUAAAGCAGCAUAUGAGGCUACUAAAUUGGCUUUCCCAGGUGGAGAGAUCAUAGCACACCUUGAUCACAAGAGUUUCAAGGGCUGGCAGAAGAAUGCCAUAACAGGGUUCUUGGGUGAACAGGGCAUUAAGAUUGGGAAACCAAAUGACUUCUACUGAUAUUAUUCUUCUGAAGAGAACAUCACUCAAGAUUAGCUUUUCAGACACUUCAGUUAAUCAGUGAAUUGAGUUAUUGAAAGGAAAUAUUUAUAUCAUUAUUAUAUAUCAUCCAUCAUUUAACAUGUUCCUUUAUCAUCAUAUUCUUGUUUGCUUGAAUAGGAAAGGUUGAAGAUUAUUAAAAAUGAUCUCCAAGAUAUGAAAAUGGACUUUAUUUUUGGUU
Molecule: messenger RNA, 1445 nt
Organism: Benincasa hispida (wax gourd)
Lineage: Eukaryota; Viridiplantae; Streptophyta; Magnoliopsida; Cucurbitales; Cucurbitaceae
Gene: GEK1
Product: D-aminoacyl-tRNA deacylase
Biological process (GO): D-amino acid catabolic process
Molecular function (GO): D-aminoacyl-tRNA deacylase activity
Source: RefSeq, a predicted model, not a curated record